This is a messenger RNA of Anopheles marshallii, 1254 nucleotides long. RefSeq names its product odorant receptor 85c-like. Lineage: Eukaryota; Metazoa; Arthropoda; Insecta; Diptera; Culicidae. Gene Ontology annotation, molecular function: odorant binding; olfactory receptor activity. Gene Ontology annotation, cellular component: plasma membrane. The record is from RefSeq and is a predicted model, not a curated record. Gene Ontology annotation, biological process: detection of chemical stimulus involved in sensory perception of smell; sensory perception of smell.
AUGGAACCAUCGGGCGGUUUGGUACAAUUUGAAUCGUUCAUCCGUGUGCCGGAAAUAUUCUUCGCCAUGAUCGGUGUGGCGGGGUACGGUGAACCGAAGCGGACGCUUCGGGCACACCUGAAGCAGGCACUGUUCUGGUCAUCGUGUGCCAAUACCGGCUUCUGUCUCAUCAUUGAGCAUAUCUACUUCGUGAAAGCGGCCGGUAACUUUACCAACUUUCUGCAACUGACUGCUUUGGCACCGUGCAUGGGCUUUACGGCGCUUUCCUUCGUCAAGAUCAUGACCAUCAGGCUGAACGAGACGAAGCUAACGGACAUGCUGCACCGACUGGACGCACUGUUCCCGAAGACGAACGUGCUGCAGGAACGGUACGGCGUGUUCCAGUACAACCGUGAGUCGGAGGUCGUGAUGAAAUCUUUCUCAAUCCUUUACAUGAUCUUGAUUUGGAUGUUUAAUCUGCUCCCGUUGGUAUCGAUGGUGGAGGGCUACUUCGCCGAUGGAAGCUGGCAUAAACAGUUGCCGUACUUCAUGUGGUAUUGGUACGAUUGGCAUCAGCCUGGUUAUUUCGAGGUGACCUUCCUGCACCAGAACUGGGGUGGAUUUGUGUCGGCCGUAUUCUACCUGUCGACCGAUCUUAUGUUCUGUGCCAUCGUGUUGCUGAUUUGUUUACAGUUCGACAUUGUGGCAUAUCGGCUAAAGCAUGCCCUGCCGGACGAUCAUCAGGAGCUGACCGAGUGCGUUCGCAUACAUCAGACGGUGAUCGAGCUGUGCAGUGAGCUGGAGCGCAUGUUUUCACCCUCGCUACUGGUUAACUUUCUCAGCAGUUCGGUCAUUAUCUGUCUGGUGGGAUUUCAGGCGACGGCCGAUAUUACCAGGGCGGAUCUUUUCAAGUUUGUGCUGUUUCUCGUCUCGUCGCUGGUGCAGGUCUUUCUGCUGUGUUACUAUGGUAACAAACUCAUCGUUGCGAGCUCUCAAAUCCCGUACAGUGCCUUCGAGGGGCAAUGGAUUGGAGCAUCCGUUUCUUACCAGCGAUCCUUGCUGUUCGUUAUGUUACGCUCAACCACGGUGCAGAAGCUUACUGCGCUUAAAUUCUCCGUCGUUUCGUUGGCCAGCUACUCAAAGGUAUUGGCGUUUCUCUCCAAUUUAGGUUUCGUUGAUAAUGAUGCUAAAUAUGCUCUGCGUUCCUACCCUACAGAUACUAAGCACAUCGUUCUCGUACUUCACACUGCUGAAAGCUAUGUACGAACCAAAUGA